AUGGCAGCUUUGAUGAAAAAACGAGUAUUAGCUGAAUAUACUCAUAGUCAGGUUAUUAAUGAACCUCCAACUAAACGAUUAAGGACUCUAAGACUAUCAACAAUCAGUACCAAAAAUGGUACAGAAAGCAGUUCAGCACUAGCUUACAUAGAAUGCCUUGAGAAAUGUAAGAGUGGAAAUGAUGCUUUGCAAUUGCUUGUUCGUAUCUCAGAUGCGAUAGUGUAUAUAGCACCUGAAGAUGUUCCUGUAGCUGUAAAAAAGCUAGCAGAAAGAUUCGCAGUUGAGAAUGAAGCUGCAGUUAGGGCAAAAAUUUUUUGGGUGUUUGCAGAGCUAGGAGAAGUAACACUUGAUAUAGCAGAAAAAACAAAAAUUAUUAAUGAGACAAUAGAACUUUUAAGAAAUGAAGAAUCACACAGAGUAAAAAGUCAGGGAUUAGCAACACUUUUAAAGCUAGGAGAUUAUCAAAGAGCCCUUGUGUUGAAAGUCGCACAAGAGCAUCUACCUGAUACAUGGCAUGGUGUUCAAACACGAUGCCUUUCUAUAAUUGGACGUUAUCUGACAGCAAAUGCUGUUGAAGAUACUUUAACAUUAAUUGGCAAUUAUGCCCGUUCUCAAGACCCAAGAGUACGUGCUCAAGCUUUCAAAACUAUGGCAGAAUUACAUUCCCACAGAGGUUACAGAUUACCUGCAAGCUUUUUCAGAGAAGCUUGUGCAGCUCUUCGUGAUGACUACGAAAUUGUUCGCCGAGCUGUUUUAAAACUUAUUUGGCUGUUGGGUCGGGAGUAUCCAGAAAAUAUCAUAGUUGGUUUUGACGGGGAGGAUAUACGUAUGGUAGAUUGUGCCUUUUCACAAAUUUGCAGUCUUAUGGGUGAUUUAUCGCCGCGAGUGAGAGCCUCGGCGAUGUCUCUUUUAGGAGCAAUGAAAAGUGUAUCACGUCGUUACAUAGAACAAGCGUUAGACAAAAAACAGAAAGUAGUUGAGGCGGAUAGGCCUGAAGUUGAAGAAAAAAGUGGAUCUUGUGGAGCAUUUAUUCAUGGUUUAGAAGAUGAAUUUUUAGAAGUGAGAACAGCAGCAGUUGAAGCACUCUGCACAUUAUCGUUAGAACAACCAAAUAUAGCUAGAAUUUCAUUAGACUUCAUGGUGGACAUGUUCAAUGAUGAAAUUCAAGAUGUUAGAUUAAGAGCCAUUGAGUCUUUAAAAAAAAUAUCAGCGAGUGUGACACUUCGAGAAGACCAGUUGGAAACGAUACUAGGCGCACUAGAAGAUUUCUCAGGCGAAGUGAGAGAAGGACUCCAUGCGAUGCUAGCUGCUAGUCAUCUGGCUACCACAAAUUGUCUUUAUAUGUGCGUUAAUCGUUUGCUAGAUAAUUUGUCUCGUUACCCUCAGGACAGGGAAAGUAUUAGAAACUGUUUAGCGGCGUUGGGUGCGUCACAUCCAUACUUAACAUUACCUUUAGUGCCGCAACUUCUUAAUCGACAUCCCUUCUUCGAUACAUCAGAGCCGGAUGUGGAUGAACCGUCCUAUGCGAGCGUACUGGUAUUGAUAUUCAACGCUGCGUUGCAUUGUCCGAGCAUGCAUGCCCUAUUUACAGAGCACGCAUCUAAACAUUACCACUAUUUGCGCGAUACUAUGCCGCAUUUAGUUCCACGAUUGCGUCCAGCACUCACUAGCGGCGGAGUGAAAACGGAGGAUAUAGAUAUCGAAGAGAACAGAGAUCAGCGCGGCCGAGAAUUCCUAGAAAAAAUGGUAACUGGAAUCGAGAAUGCUAGACCAGGUAGCAAGGUUCAUACGCAACUUUUAGAAGCUGCGGCUAUUGAUCUUGACCGUCUAGCAGAAAUGGAUCAUCAUAUGGAGGGUGCAGCACGUUUCACCGCCCUGUAUAUUCGAUGUUUGCUAUUACUAAAAUCUGUGCUCAAGGAAUUCUCCGUCUCGACAACGAUCUCGCAGAGUCCAAUACAAAGUACCAGCAACAACGUUUUCGUUCUUCUUCAGCAUGCACAAAAGUUACAACGUUUAUUCAGCGGAUUAGGUGACAAUGAAGUUAUACUGGCUAACGAUAUGUGGUUGAAGGCAUUGGCUAUAGAAUUAGUUAGAGUGACUAAGAGCGCUACUGGUAGUGCAUUACCACUAGCUCGUCAUUUUCUGUCGGAAGCCGAUGCUUUACCUCAGGAUACGUCCAGGUUACCGCCGUUCUCCAGAUCUCUAGUGUUACAGAUACCAAAUUUAGCGGACGUAAAACCUGGUUCUUUGACGCGACUGUUGGUGCCGUUGCUCUUAGCGCCAAUAAUGCAGGGAGAAGAACGAUUACCAAAACCAUCGGCGUCAACGCGUUUCUGUCGAGCGAUCAUCGAGGAGCCAAGAGGUGAUGCUGAUGCCGCGUUGAAGUUCACGGGUGGCCUUUUACUGGGCAUCCCGUUGAAUGCCAAGAUACUGAAUCUGCGUGACCCUGCUACUCUGCGAAUCAAGCUGAGGCAUCCGGAUCAACAGGUGCAAUUGUUGUUGCCGCGACAGUCGGACUUGCGUUUGCAGCAUGCUGACCAAAAGGAUUACAGACUGAGAACAACAGUUCUUUUAUCGCAUCAAGUAUGGAUGGAGGCUUGCAACGUGGAAAUUUCUCUAGCAUUAUUGGUGCCAUCAUCUUCGGUUUGUACGCAUUCGCCUUUGGACGAUCCUUGCAUAAUUGAUCUGUGUAAGCCUACCAAAGUAUCAAUUGCACCGAAGGCCAUUAAAAGAGGCAUAUGAUUA
Harpegnathos saltator (Jerdon's jumping ant) is the source of this 2745-nucleotide messenger RNA. It is a transcript of the gene IntS4, whose product is annotated as integrator complex subunit 4. Gene Ontology annotation, cellular component: integrator complex. Bases 1 to 2742 code for a protein of 913 amino acids. NCBI's taxonomy places the organism in Eukaryota, Metazoa, Arthropoda, Insecta, Hymenoptera, Formicidae. Gene Ontology annotation, biological process: snRNA processing. The transcript has 7 exons. The record is from RefSeq and is a predicted model, not a curated record.